Mangifera indica (mango) is the source of this 3467-nucleotide messenger RNA. Its product is annotated as leucine-rich repeat receptor protein kinase EMS1-like. NCBI's taxonomy places the organism in Eukaryota, Viridiplantae, Streptophyta, Magnoliopsida, Sapindales, Anacardiaceae. The record is from RefSeq and is a predicted model, not a curated record. The transcript has 24 exons. Gene Ontology annotation, molecular function: protein binding. Bases 104 to 2395 code for a protein of 763 amino acids.
GGAAUUGGAAAUUGUUAGUGGGGCAAAACGUCUUGGAAGGGACUUGGAAUUGUUAGUGGAAAAUAACUAAUAUGUACUGGAAGUUCUUAUAAGUAUCAUUUUCAUGUACUCACACAUGUCAACAAGCCCACACUCGACAAAUCUAAGUUGUGCUCUCAUGGAGAAAUAUCAAUUUCUCAGCAUUUUGUUAGCUUUCUCAGUUCAUUUUUUGACACUUCCCUUCGUUCAUGCACAAGUAACCGACAUUUUCACGGACAAACAAGCUCUUCUUGCCCUGAAAGCUCGUAUAAGCCAUGAUCCAAGCAAUUUGUUGGCACGCAAUUGGUCCACAAGUUCCUCUGUUUGUCACUGGAUGGGCAUAACUUGUGGUGCUCGUCACCUUCGAGUAACAGGUUUGAAUAUAUCAAACUUGGGUCUCACUGCCACCCUUCCUCCUCAACUGGGAAAUCUAUCUUUCCUUGCUAGUCUAGACAUCAGACACAACAGCUUUUAUGGCUCUCUCCCGGAGGAAUACGCUCAGUUACAUCGACUGGAAUACCUUCUUUUGAGUUUUAAUAGCUUAUCGGGCGAACUCCCAUCUAGUAUUUUUGAUAAUCUUCCCAAUUUGCUGUUGCUUUAUUUGCAUUCUAACAUGUUCAAGGGAAAAAUUCCAUCGACCUUAUCAAGAUGCAGAAGCUUACAAAAAUUAUCCUUGUCACUCAAUAAUUUCACAGGAGUCAUUCCGAAAGAAAUGGGAAACUUGACCCAACUUAGAGAGAUCUAUCUUGCAUACAACAAACUACAAGGAGCCAUUCCGAAAGAAAUUGGAAACUUGACUCAAGUUAGAGAGAUCUAUCUUGGAUACAAUGAACUACAGGGAGAAAUUCCAAUAGAACUUGGCAAUCUUGCGAAACUAGAGAUAUUAUCACUGCCAAAUGGUAGUUUAACAGGAGCCAUUCCGAAAGAAAUUGGAAACUUGACUCAAGUUAAAGAGAUCUAUCUUGGAUACAACAAACUACAAGCAGAAAUUCCAAUAGAGCUUGGCAAUCUUGCGAAACUGGAGAUAUUAUCACUGCUAAAUGGUAACUUCACAGGAGCCAUUCCGAAAGAAAUUGGAAACUUGACUCAACUUAGAGAGAUCUAUCUUGGAUACAAUGAACUACAAGGAGAAAUUCCAAUAGAACUUGGCAAUCUUGCGAAACUGGAGAUAUUAUCACUGCCAAAUGGUAGUUUAACAGGAGCCAUUCCGAAAGGAAUUGGAAACUUGACUCAACUUAGAGAGAUCUAUCUUGGAUACAACGAACUACAAGGAGAAAUUCCAAUAGAGCUUGGCAAUCUUGCGAAACUGGAGAUAUUAUCACUGCCAAAUGGUAACUUAACAGGAGCCAUUCCGAAAGAAAUUGGAAACUUGACUCAACUUAGAGAGAUCUAUCUUGGAUACAACAAACUACAAGGAGAAAUUCCAAUAGAGCUUGGAAAUCUUGCGAAACUGGAGAUAUUAUCACUGCCAAAUGGUAACUUAACAGGAGCCAUUCCGAAAGAAAUUGGAAACUUGACUCAAGUUAAAGAGAUCUAUCUUGGAUACAACAAACUACAAGCAGAAAUUCCAAUAGAGCUUGGCAAUCUUGCGAAACUGGAGAUAUUAUCACUGCUAAAUGGUAACUUCACAGGAGCCAUUCCGAAAGAAAUUGGAAACUUGACUCAACUUAAAGAGAUCUAUCUUGGAUACAAUGAACUACAAGGAGAAAUUCCAAUAGAACUUGGCAAUCUUGCGAAACUGGAGAUAUUAUCACUGCCAAAUGGUAGUUUAACAGGGGCCAUUCCGAAAGGAAUUGGAAACUUGACUCAACUUAUAGAGAUCUAUCUUGGAUACAACGAACUACAAGGAGAAAUUCCAAUAGAGCUUGGCAAUCUUGCGAAACUGGAGAUAUUAUCACUGCCAAAUGGUAACUUAACAGGAGCCAUUCCGAAAGAAAUUGGAAACUUGACUCAACUUAGAGAGAUCUAUCUUGGAUACAACAAACUACAAGGAGAAAUUCCAAUAGAGCUUGGCAAUCUUGCGAAAUUGGUGAUAUUAUCACUGCCAAAUGGUAACUUAACAGGAGCCAUUCUGAAAGAAAUUGGAAACUUGACUCAAGUUAGAGAGAUCUAUCUUGGAUACAACAAACUACAAGGAGAAAUUCCAAUAGAGCUUGGCAAUCUUGUGAAAUUGGAGAUAUUAUCAUUGCCAAAUGGUAACUUAAUAGGAGCCAUUCCGAAAGAAAUUGGAAACUUGACUCAACUUAGAGAGAUCUAUCUUGGAUACAACAAACUACAAGGAGAAAUUCCAAGAGAGCUUGGCAAUCUUGCGAAACUGGAGACAUUAUCACUACAAAAUUGUAACUUAGCGGGUGAGAUACUGUCUGUGUUAAACUAGAAGUGUAGUUGAGUCUCCUUGAAACCCAUUUCUACUGAUGUUCCGAAGCCCAGCUAGAAGUAAGCAAGAGUUGUCGAGGUGUAGCAGUAGAAAAGCUGCAGCCCAUAUUAACUUUUAACAAAUGCGGGAAGAGAAUAAAGCUUGACAGGACCCAUCCCGACCAACUAAUCCUAUAACCUCUGAGAAUACCGUUAUACGCUUAGAAGGGCGAAAUGCAUCCUGUAUUUCUGUUUGAAAAACUUUUCUACACCAUAUCCUAACACGUAAAAUAAUAUCAUCUAUAGGUCUCCGACCUUUAUAUGAGUAGAUGUCAAAAUACAUCCUAAUUAAAGCCAAGAAAUCAUAAAAUAAACCUGUAAUCAGGCCUCCGACCUUAUCAUAUACAUGACAAAAAUAAUUUACAUCUUUACUCAUUUCAAAAGUCAUUAGAAUAUUGUAAUUAGGGCUCUGGCCUUUCAACAUUUCACAAGUUUAUAAAAAAAAAAACAACAAAAAGUCUAUAUCUAACACUAAAUAUGCUACACCAUGGCACAACCCAUCGAAACACUAUCCAACACGAUUUGGAGGAUGUCCUGGAGGGAGGGAAACAUUUAUAAGGGUGAGCUAAAAGCUCAGUGAGUAGGAAAUUUAAAUCCUUGAGAAUAUUUAUGCAUGUCAAACAAUAAUAUUAUGCCAUAAUAUUAGCCACACACCAUGCUAAUUAUGCUUAAACCACAUGCUUCUCAUGUACAUUAACUUGAAACGUUCAUCACAUAAUAUCAUCACACAAGUUGAUUUUCACAAGAAUGAAAUUUACAAUACUACCUUUAUCUCAUAGGAGCAAAUCAAACAUUCAUGAAUUUCCACUUCCAACUCAAUAGCAAUACUAUCUUUAUCUUAUAGGUUUCCUUACAUAUCAAGAUUCAAAAAUAUUGAUCCAUAGGUAUCCCACCAUUUAUAUAUAAAGAUAUACAUCAAAAUAUCAUAUAAAAGGGAAAUCUGUCAUACCCAAGGGGUGUCCCCACCUAGGCAGAGCAAAAGAAAAACAACUGUCAUACCCAGUAUACUAAAAUCUCACGGGCAGAGCAUUUGA